AUGAGGUUAAACCUGAUGCGCUGUGUUUCAAAUGUGAUCGUUUGCUGUAUUCCUCGAUCACACACGUCGUUCCAAUUUCCAACAACACCUGAAGCUUCAAACGCAGCAGCGGUAAUGCUCCAAAUUUGGAUCUGUUCAAUAACAGUGACAUCUUGAGGAAGCCGAAACCCUUCAAACCUCUCUGCUCCACCUCCAGACUCUGUUGCACUGUGUUCCUCCCACCCUCAUGCUUCCCCGCAGAAACGCAGAGGUGUUGAUCAAACUUGCCCUGCUGUGGCUGAAGGUGAUUUCUUACUUCGCCGGACUUUUAGGUAUCUCCGCACUGUGACAUGGCCAUCUCUAUCUCCCUUCAGUGCCUUGGCCUCAUAAUCCUCGCAGCUAUCCUCCUGCAGACCGUCGCGGUGGCCAUAAGCUUUAUGUACUUCAACAAAGUCCUGAACACGAUGCAGGAGAGUUUUUCCCGGAGCAGCGUGUCCUGUCUGACGAAGGCAAAGCUGCAGUCAGAGUUCCAGGAAACAGCAGCCGAGGGCAGAAGAAGCAGCGAUCCCUGUUGGCAGGUCACUCAGCAGCUCCACUACCACAUCGAGAAGAAGAUUGCUGACAGAUUCCAGCGGGAGAUAUCCACUGCUAUGAGAAAUAAGUUGACGGGAGCUCUGCCUAUCUUGGGCCCUGGGGUCCGUGGGGUCCCUCUUCCUAAAGUUGCUGCCCAUGUGACCGGUGUUGCUUCAUCGACAAAGGCUCCAGCAGCAGAGAGCCCGCUGAGCAGCAGGGGGUACUCCGGGGAGCGCAUCAGAGCGUGGGAGGGCCAGAGGGGUCUGUCCUUCCUGCAGAACAUGGAACUUAAAGGAGGGGAGCUGCUCGUACCAAGAACAGGCCUGUACUACAUCUAUGCCCAGACCUACUUUAGGCUUCCUUCAGUGGGGGAGACGGAGGGGGAAGCAACAGAAGAUGAGGGAGCAGAACUUGUUCAGUACAUUUAUAAAAAGAUGAGUUCUUACACAGGACCCAUCCUGCUGAUGAAAUCAUCCCGGAGCGUGUGUUGGCCUCGGGGUCUGGAGCCAGGCCUCUUCUCUCUGCAUCAAGCCGGCACCGCCUUUCUGCAGCCGGCUGACCGCCUUUUCGUCACUGUCAGCAACGCCAGCACCAUGGAGAUGGACGGGAGGGCGAGCUACUUUGGGGCUUUCCUGGUGGACUAAAGGACUUAACUGAGGCUAUCCAGAGUCGUCAGGAGACAGUAUCAGUCCCUGUGUGAAGAUAUAGGACUGGAAGAUAAGAAGAACGUAAAAAUAAACCUUCUUAUGGAUAGUGGAGCUAUGGGGCUGGGAUCACUCUUAAGCUGCAGAGGAAAACCCUGAGCCUCUUGAAAAGCAACGAAGACGAGUCGUUUUAUGUUGCGCAUUUACUCCAGCAGUAACCUGCGAACACAGUUCAUCUUGGAAACAAGAAGAUCCGAUGACACACGUGGAUUAUGUUGGAGAAGCACUAAAACUGGAUUGUAAACAUUGGGAUUGCUUUCUAUUGAGAGAACUGACCAAAGGGGCAUUGCUGUGUAAUUUUUAAAUGUUUUCCAGCAAUGGACACAAACCUUUGUGCUUUUAGUAUGUUGUAUUGUUCACUAAUGUAUUAGUUCUGAUAAAUGGAUGGCUCUAAUUGAGCUGUUUUUUUCUCAGGGUGUAAAAAAGUAAAACUGUAUAUUUUAUUUUGAGCUCAGUUUACUCCGUGGUUCUAUUUUCUUAGCAAAAAUCACAUUCCUGAUUUGAUACAGAUUGUGGACCAAGUAAGCAAUUUCUAAUUAUAAAAAAUCUAAAUUUUCAGUUGCAGUACUGCUUAUUUUACAAUAAAAUAAUUAUUAUAUUCAUCACAG
Girardinichthys multiradiatus is the source of this 1864-nucleotide messenger RNA. Its product is annotated as tumor necrosis factor ligand superfamily member 10-like. Gene Ontology annotation, molecular function: tumor necrosis factor receptor binding. The record is from RefSeq and is a predicted model, not a curated record. NCBI's taxonomy places the organism in Eukaryota, Metazoa, Chordata, Actinopteri, Cyprinodontiformes, Goodeidae. Gene Ontology annotation, cellular component: membrane. Bases 330 to 1196 code for a protein of 288 amino acids. The transcript has 6 exons. Gene Ontology annotation, biological process: immune response.